UAUUAAUUAAAUAAUAAAUAUUAUUAGUAAGAAUAAUGUUUUUUAUAUAAUAUAAAAGAAAAUUAUUCUCUUAUGUUUACUAAUAAGGAACAAUUAAUAAAACGUACUGGGAAAAAUUCUAUUGGUCGUUAUGAUUUCUUAAAACUUUUAGCUACAGAAUUUAAAACUACUAAAUCUAAAGAUGCAAAGGAGCAAGUAUUGGCAAAUCUUGCUAAUUUUGCAUAUGAUCCUAUUAAUUAUGGAUACAUAAGACAAUUAAAAAUAAUUGAUUUAUUUCUUCAUACUUUAUCAGAAGAUAAUUUAAAAUUAAUUCGUUUUGCUGUAGGAGGUAUCUGUAAUGUCUGUGUUGAUCCAAUAAAUAAAUUAUAUAUUUUACGUAACCAAGGUAUUCAAUUAUUAACAUCAUUACUUUCUUUACAAGAUGAAGAUAUCAUACUUUCAGUAAUUACCACUUUAAUAUUUUUAAUUAAUCCUGACUCUAAAAAUGAAGUAACAACCGAAUUAAUUGAAAAGAUAUCUCAUCUAUCAAAUUGUAAAAAUAAACAUAUUUUGAAAACUCUAAAAGCUGGAAAUGAAAUAUCAGUUAUUAAAACUGUUACAAAAGAUGAUAUAUUAAAUUUUGCUAAAUUAACUGGAGAUUAUAAUCCAAUACAUUUUGAAGUAUCAAAUCAUCUUGUUCAUGGUGCUUUACUUAAUGGUUUAGUAUCAGGAAUACUUGGUACAAAAAUUCCAGGCCCAGGAACUAUAGUAGUUGAGCAAAACUUUAAAUUUCCAGCACCAUGUUAUGCUGGAGAUAUAAUAGAAAUAAAAGUUCAAAUUGUUUCUAUAAGAAAAAUUAUGAAAUGUGAAUAUAUUUGUAUUGCAAAUGGAGAAAAAAUAGUUUUAAAAGGAAAUGCAAAACUAAUUAAAAAGUCAAUAUUUAAUACUGAAUCUUCAAUUGGCUGCAUUUGUGGAAUUUUUUUAACUGGAGAGUUUAAAAAAGAUAAUAAAGAAUCACUUGAAGGAAAUCCUGCUCUUAUUCAUGGUUUACCUGGAGUAUUUCCAUGUACUCCAAUUGGAAAUAAAAUUUGUAUAAGUAAAUGUUUAGACACUAUUAUUAAAUAUCUUCCAAAUAGUUCUAAAAUUUUAUGUAGUUCAAUAGAACGUGAUUGUUAUAAGGAAAAGGCCUAUUUAUUUAUUAAAAACUGUAAGAGUGGAUGGAUUAAUACAAAUCUUUCUGCUGGAAGGGAAUAUUGUUGUAAGGAUGGUAGACCAUACAAAUGUCCAGCAUUUUAAAAUAAAUAUUUUUUAUUAUAUUUAUUAUAUUACUAUAUUAUUAUAAAUUUUAUACUUCUUCAAUUUAAUAAAAUUAUUCUUGAUUUUAUCAUAUUUUCUUCUUAAAUAUCCCGCUCUUUUUCUAAAUAUAGCUUUAAAAGUAUCAUAUAUACUUCACAAAGAAUUAAAAGAAUCCCAGAUAAAUAUUUGAAAUCCUUGUUCUAUAAUUAAAUUGCUAAAUAUAAAAUUUAUUUUAUUCUGUGUAUUUUAAGAAAAAAAAAUUUACUCCAUUAUAUUUUUUGUUUUAGUUAUUGAUAUUUGAGGUAUAAUUUUGAUCUUUAAUUUGUGCUAUUGGGUCAAGUUCAGGCAUAACCCUAAUAUUAUAGAUGACAAUGUUAAAUUUAAAUUAAUCAGUUGCUUUAAAUUUGUAUCUCACACACUCUGUAUUUUUAAUAGUCAAAAUAAAAAUUAAUUUUUAUUGAUUCAAAAAAAAA
Molecule: messenger RNA, 1748 nt
Organism: Apis mellifera (honey bee)
Lineage: Eukaryota; Metazoa; Arthropoda; Insecta; Hymenoptera; Apidae
Exons: 7
Coding region: 73-1275 (400 amino acids)
Source: RefSeq, a predicted model, not a curated record